This is a messenger RNA of Syngnathus typhle (broad-nosed pipefish), 4117 nucleotides long. It is a transcript of the gene tmem39a, whose product is annotated as transmembrane protein 39A. The coding region runs from base 384 to 1862 and encodes 492 amino acids. The transcript has 9 exons. Gene Ontology annotation, biological process: negative regulation of autophagosome maturation; negative regulation of autophagosome assembly. Gene Ontology annotation, cellular component: endoplasmic reticulum membrane. NCBI's taxonomy places the organism in Eukaryota, Metazoa, Chordata, Actinopteri, Syngnathiformes, Syngnathidae. The record is from RefSeq and is a predicted model, not a curated record.
ACGUCGUACAGAGGCGGUACGGGCUUGCCACGUCGGUCUCUGCGAAAUGCAUUCACACAGUUGCUCCUCGGAGCAUUUGGCUUAACUUUUUGAGAAAGACGCAUUUUUCUUUCCAACACAGAGUGACCGGGGACCGAACCAGCGUAUUUGGAACCACCGUAGCUCAUCUCCACGCUGCUGCGUUCGGUCUUAUAGGAGUAAAAAGCAGGCGGAGGAAUGCUCGGUUCGUCUGGACUCGUCCGGCUGGAAGCCACACAAGUGACUGAUGCAUCCUCGUUCACUUCACGCUCAUGUAUGUUGUCUUUGGCCCCAGCAUAUAUGGUUGCUCAGUAAGGAGCAAAGGGGAGUCCCAGCGUCCGAGGUUGCCACGGUAACCGGCGACCAUGCCAGGAGGUCGCAGGGGUCCCAGCAGACAGCAGUUGAGCCGCUCUGCCCUGCCCUCCCUCCAAACUCUUGUUGGAGGCAACCUGGGCAAUGGUACGGGCUUCAGAAACAGGAACAGUAGCUCCUUGGGUCUGUCCGCGCCACCUAUCUCGACCGUCAUCACACCAGAGCCCGUCCGCCACUCAAAGAUUCCACUGCUGCCGUCGGACAGCAGCCUGUUGUUUGAGUUCCUGCUCUUUCUCUAUCUACUGGUGGCCUUGUUUGUCCAGUACGUCAACAUCUACAGGACAGUUUGGUGGUACCCAUACAGCCAGCCACCCACCUCUACCUCACUCAGCUUCCAUCUAAUGGACUACCAUCUGGCUAUCUUCAUUACAGUCAUGCUGGCCAGGAGGCUUGUUUGGACAAUAGUUUCAGAGCUGUCUCAAAACAGCAGGAGCUCGGUGGUCUGCUAUUUGAUUUUGAUUGCAGCAAGACUUUUUCUGCUCACCAUGUGUUGUUGGGUGCUCUGCUGGACGCUGGUGAACCUUUGCAAGAACCACUCUGUUCUCAACCUCCUCUUCUUGGGAUACCCGUUUGGCGUAUAUGUCCCACUCUGCUGUUUCCACCAGGAAGGACCGAAGAGCCAAACGUCAUCAGUCGACUGCGACUACUCGGCCGACCACCAGCAAGCGGAGCUAUCAGACGCUCCCUUGUUUCGACCCCGGGAUUUCCUCUUGUUGUUACGAGAGAACCUCAGAGAACAGUUUUCGGCACCGCAGCACAUGCCCACGCACACCUGCCCGCCGCACACGCACACUCACACGCCUGAGCUGAUUCGAUCAGAGGUGGAGGAGCUCAAGAGCGACUUUAAUCGGCGGAUUAAGGAAGUGCUGUUCAACUCGCUGUUCAGUGCUUAUUACGUUGCCUUCUUGCCGCUAUGUUUUGUGAGGAGCACCCAAUACUAUGACAUGCGCUGGUCAUGUGAGCAUCUGAUCAUGGUGUGGAUCAAUGCCUUUGUGAUGCUGAUGAGCCAGCUGCUGCCCCCAAACUACUGCGACCUGCUUCAUCGCUCUGCGGCCCACCUGGGCCGAUGGCAGAAGCUGGAGCACGGAUCAUACAGCAACGCACCUCAGCAUUUAUGGUCCGACCAGACAGUUUGGCCUCAGGGGGUGUUGGUACGACACAGCCGCUGUCUGUAUAAAGCAAUUGGACCGUAUAAUGUCGCGAUGCCCUCUGAUGUUUCACAUGCGAGAUUUUAUUUCCUCUUCCACAAGCCAUUGCGGAUCCUAAACCUGCUGAUCUGGAUCGAGACCAGCGUGGUUCUGUAUCAGUUAUACUCGCUGUUCCUCUCCGAGCGCUGGAACCACACUCUCUCUCUGGGCCUUAUUCUUUUCUGCAACUACUAUGUCCUUUUCAAGCUGCUCAGAGACCGCAUAGUGCUGGGCAAAGCCUACUCCUACCCUCUGUCCAGCAGUUUGGCCUUAAAGUCGCAGUAAAGACAUCCUCCACACCCCAGUGCGUGUGCGCUGGAGGUGGGGGAAGUGCAGACGUGUUCAAAUUGGGAAACCAGAUGGGUGUUCGCCGCUCGCAACUGGAGUGUAAGGGACAGGAAUACGAACUCAUAACCGUGUUUUGAUACGGUUAUAUUUUUAAUGCAAUGUUUGUAUAAACCUAUUUAAAAGAAUAUUUUAUUUUGUAUACUAUUUCGCGUUACACCGGGCAUUACCACGCUGACGACAUUAGCAUGCCGCGUUGUGUUGUUGAUAAAAGAUAAAGUUUCACCAAAGAUGUAGUUAAAAAAAAAAAAAAAACACGUCAGUCAACAGUCAUACAUUCUGUCCAUGGUUGGCCUGAAAUUCUCAGCCUCAAACCACAAACUAAAUUGGAAGACAAAAGUAAAAGUCAAGGCACCGAGCACAGAGUUUGCAAUAAGUGUUGAAAGACAGUGUUGGUCACGAAAAGUUGAGUUCCCAGGUGAAAGUGUAGGAUUAACCUAAAAUGCGCUAUAACCUUUACCGGUGAACUUUGAACUGCUGUAAACUUUUGGAUUCACAUAAGUGCUUUCUGCACACCUUGCUGGUUUAAAACAAGAGCUGAGUGGCAAAAUUAACAAGAGGUCUUCCAAGGGCGUCUGUUUGCAUGCCUUUCUGUGACUCCGCCAGUUGCUCUUUUGCUGCUUCUACCUGCUGAGUGAUGAGCUAAGGUCAGUGGCCACUUCCCUUUGAGUGGUACUGUCAUUGCCGAAAGCUUUUCAAUCUCCACGCACACUCCUUGUUUCCGCUCUUUGCGUUACUAUGCACAGAUGAGAAUGUACAUUCAAAGGUUUACAGGUCAAAUUAAGUUCACCUGUAAAAGUUAACGUGAAUUUGAAGUCCAUCCUGAACAUUUUGUAAGCAGUGUAGUAUGCCAAGCUGCUACAUUAUUCAAUAGUUUUAGGGUCCAUCAAAGAGUGGUCUUUUCAUCUACCCACUCAACACUUUUUGGUACUUCUCACUGCCCCGACAAAAACUGCUACGUGCCCUUCCUUCCGCAUUGAAUUUGCGCCUGUGUUGCGCAUUCAUUUGGUCUUUCGCAAUAGCCAUGUGAAUCUUUGUCAUCACGGGCUGUGACCUCAAGGGUCUUCAAUACUGACGUGCUCCAGCCACGGAUACGUACAAGAUUCUUUUUGCUUUGGCAUGAAGUCCUUGCUCCUGCCCGAUGACAGCUGGGGUAGGCUCCAGCAUGCCCACGACCCCCGUGGGGACAAACAGUACAGAUAGAUGGCUAAUGUCCUUACUCUUUAGGAUCCUUAAGUCCACCCACCGCCAGCUUCUGAGUUGCUGUCCAAAUCAAACCCGUGUGUGUUUGUAGAGCGAGAAUUACGUGGCCAACAAAGAUGAAACCUCAUUUUACAUGUUGAAUGUCCUUUUCAGUGGAUGUUUAAUGGCAUGGGUGCUUCAUGCUGCAUCGCGGUGUUGGGAGUCAUCCACACCCGUCUGACUUAUUACCAGUUCAUGUGUUGUAAGGCAGUCCGCUUCUUACAGUUGCCUCUUGCAUGCUGCCUUUUUAUUCUCAAACUUAAGUUUUUCCAUGCACCUUCCUGCCUUUGUUUGGUGCCUCUUUUUAAUGCGCAUUUCUUUAGUGGUUCAUUUAAAUGCGUUUGGCCAGAGGAUAAAUCGCAUCCAUAAGGAAAUCUGAUUCAGUCGAGGUUCAGGGUGAAUGGGGCUCAGGAGGAUACGCCUCUUUGUGCCUUGUUGUUUUGGGUUUGCUCUAAGUGCAGUUGGCAAGUCUCAACUUGAAUGUAGUGACUGUCUCCAGAAGGUGGCACUGUUGUCUUGCAUGAAAUCCCUCAAGGACAACACAUGCCCUUUUUGAGUAAAACCUGAUACGAAAGAAACAACGUUACCCUUUUGAUUUGUUUAUCCCACACAAGUGCUUGCUCAAACAGUACAUUCUGCCUGUUUUUGUUGGUUUUGAGCUUCGGGGGGAAAAAUCCAAUCAGUUUACGUACUUUUUACUUCUACACGCUUGGUUCUUUCACUUAAGAAACGGACAGGGUGAGAGUAGAUGCCGGUGGCGAUGGAACUGUUUUGUUUGUUUGUUUCGUUCUGUGUAACAUCCCAGCAUGCAGAUGUUGAACCUUUUUGUGGAUCACGUCCCAGUUGAAGAGGUUGAAGGAGCAGGUCCUCAUAUUUCGGCUUUCUACAGUAUUCAUUUCACCCUGACCAUAUUCUUGGGCAUCUGAAAUAAAACAUGGAAUUGAAACAUUGUA